Astyanax mexicanus (Mexican tetra) is the source of this 832-nucleotide messenger RNA. Its product is annotated as ependymin-like. NCBI's taxonomy places the organism in Eukaryota, Metazoa, Chordata, Actinopteri, Characiformes, Acestrorhamphidae. The transcript has 6 exons. Bases 65 to 706 code for a protein of 213 amino acids. Gene Ontology annotation, biological process: cell-matrix adhesion. Gene Ontology annotation, molecular function: calcium ion binding. The record is from RefSeq and is a predicted model, not a curated record. Gene Ontology annotation, cellular component: lysosome; extracellular region.
CAUUGGUGUUUCCCUAUAUAAGAAGGAGUGAUGGUGUUAGAGCAGUCUCGGAUUCUCCAACAUCAUGAAGCUCCUUGUCCUGCUGUCCGUCUGCUCCUGCCUGGCACUGAACACCUGGGCUGAGCCGACUCCAUGCGCGGCGCCUCCACUGUUGGUUGGAAAUGUUGCAAUAACUGGAAAAGAGGGAACAUUCCUGUCUGUAGCGGAGUACUCAUAUGAUGCUGUCAGGGAGCAGGUUCGCAUCAGAGACUUUGGCCUGUAUGACAACAAGGGCUAUUCAGUGGACUUCCUCAUGCAGUUCCAACAGGGUGUUAUGUAUGAGAUCGACUCUACCAGAUCCACCUGUAAGAAGUUUGCACUGAAAAGCUCCUUCCAUCCCAUGCGGAUUCCAGCAUCUGCAAAGAUGGAGAGUGAAGUAGUUCUGGGAACUACUUCCUUCCCUGACAGCGGUCUGCCGAUUACCUCUUGGAAAGGGGAAGACAAAGAUAUAGGAGUCUCAUACGUGCUUACAGUCACUAAAAACCUGUGCCUGCCAGUCUCAGCUGUCAUCCAGACUAAAGAAUUUGGAUCAAUAACCAUGGGUUUCUACAAUCAGCUUCUUACCCUCCACCCGGCGGACUUCAAUCCUCCUUCUUACUGUGAAGGACUUCCAGAGGAGAACCUGCCCAAGACAGACUUCUUCAGUGCCCUGCACUCAGCUGCAUAGAAUCUGCAGGAAGUUGAGCUUAAAGUUGAGCCAAAGUGCAUUCACAUUAAUGACUCUGUAAUAAAUACGUUUUUAUUUCAGUAGAAUUCAAAUAAUCAUUCUCUAAAUAAAGUGCUGUUUACUAAU